AUGGACCUCUGCCAUGGUGCCGACGUCUCAGCUGGUAGGCUUGGGAGGAUUUGGCGUUACGGCACCGACCUCAACCCUCGGGUCCAGCGUCGGCAAAGGCACAUCCUUAUGCAGUUGUGUAAGGAACUGUGUACCGAAUUGCUGAUCAUCCUGGGAUCCGCUCUGAACUAUAGCAGAGGGAUUAACCAGGGAAUCACAAGGAGGGGUUUCGCAGCGCCGGGGCGAGCGGCGCGCGAGGGGCUCGGCGCGCGGCUGGCCUCUCCAAGCGCUCCCACGCCGGCCUCGUGGCCGGCUGCCCGGCCGGCCGCCAACCCGCUCGCUCCUCUCCGCCCUCCUUCGCCGGCAGGCCGUUGGCCUGCCGGCGAAGGAGGGCGGAGAGGAGCGAGCGGGUCGGCGGCCGCCCCGCCCCGGUUGAGAAGGCGUGGGCCGGCGGGGGCGAUGGAGGCUGCGCUGCGGGCCGUGCCGGGCGGCGGCGGCGGCGGCGGCGCGGGGCUGUGGUCGGCGUCCUUCUGGCGGCGCCUGUCCGGGCCGGAGGAGCAGCGGGCGCUGGAGCUGCUGAGCUACGGGCUGGGCGGCUGCAUGGCGGCGGCGGCGGUGGUGGGGCGCACGGUGCGCGCGCCGUACGGGCGCUACUCGUCGGCCGCGCUGGGCGGCUGCCUGCCGGCCCGCCUGGCCUGGGCGGCGCAGGAGGCGCCCUCCUUCCUGCUGCCGCUGCUGCUCGUGCUGCGCAGCGACGGCGCGCAGCUGCCCCGCUGGCCCAACCGGAUCCUGCUGGGCCUCUUCCUCGCCCACUACGCCUACAGGUCAUUCGUCUAUCCUUUCUUAAUUCGUGGAGGAAAGCCAACACCGGUCAUUACCUGUUUACUAGCCUUUGUCUUCUGCUGCUGUAAUGGAUACUUGCAAGGCCGAAGUUUGAGUAACUAUGCAGAAUACCCUUCAAGCUGGCUGAAAGAACCGCGUUUCAUUCUAGGAGUUGCAGGAUGGAUCAGUGGCCUGCUGAUAAAUGUACACUCAGAUCAUAUUUUAGUAACUCUUAGGAAGCCGGGGGAAACAGGCUAUAAAAUACCAAGAGGAGGACUGUUUGAAUAUGUGAGCGGAGCAAACUUCUUUGGGGAGAUUAUCGAAUGGUUUGGGUUUGCUCUUGCUAGUUGUACCGUGGAAAGCGCUGUUUUUGCCAUGAGCACAUUCCUGAUUUUAGGUACCCGAGCACAGCAUCAUCAUCAAUGGUACCUUCAAAAGUUUGAAAACUACCCACAAUCCAGGAAGAUUCUGAUUCCAUUUGUGUACUAAGUUAUUCCUGACAUU
Molecule: messenger RNA, 1305 nt
Organism: Euleptes europaea (tarantolino)
Lineage: Eukaryota; Metazoa; Chordata; Lepidosauria; Squamata; Sphaerodactylidae
Gene: SRD5A1
Product: steroid 5 alpha-reductase 1
Exons: 6
Coding region: 1-1290 (429 amino acids)
Biological process (GO): steroid biosynthetic process
Molecular function (GO): 3-oxo-5-alpha-steroid 4-dehydrogenase activity
Source: RefSeq, a predicted model, not a curated record